Messenger RNA from Andrographis paniculata, 4168 nucleotides. RefSeq lists its product as uncharacterized. The transcript is spliced from 27 exons. Gene Ontology annotation, molecular function: nucleic acid binding; ATP binding; protein binding. Bases 105 to 3812 code for a protein of 1235 amino acids. The record is from RefSeq and is a predicted model, not a curated record. Lineage: Eukaryota; Viridiplantae; Streptophyta; Magnoliopsida; Lamiales; Acanthaceae.
AAGCACGUGACUUUCAUCAGAACCGCCCACCCCGCCAAAUACAAAGUGGGAGAACAGAAGUGGGAGGUGGCGGCGGAAGAAGGGAGUUUCUGUACGCCGGAGAGAUGGGCGGCCGAGGGAAUGUGAAGGAAAUCGAAGUCCGUAGCUUGAUGGGCGAUUCAAUCCGUGUGUCCAUUGAAUCGAACAAGACCAUCGAAGAUCUCAAGCUCCUGCUCAAGCAACGCUUCCAUCCGGCUAAUUCUUCCCCCAAUUUUCACCUUUUUCUCAGGGGAGUAAAAUUGGGGCCGCAUGGUAAGAUUGGUGACUAUUUGAUUGAAGAUGGAGAUUUCUUAGUUAUUAUCCCAUUUGUUAAAAAGGGUAAGGAGCAGAGGCAUCAAGUUGAUAUAUCCAGAACAUCCUCAGAAGAUCCAAAACUCGAUGAGAAAGAGAGUGAAUUAGCUCGGUCAUCUUGGUCUGAUUUGAUGCAAGAUCUCUCAUCUUUUCAAGAAAUAUCUACCCAUGAAAAUCCACCUGUGGAUGACUUGAAGUCUGUUAAUUCUGAAAAUGAGAAAGACCAUGGUAGGAGAAUCUCUUCAAGGAAGACGAAAGGGAAGAAAGUGUUGAAUGAUGGCCAGGACUUGGGAUGUUCAGAUGAUGUUUUAUUUGGCAUUUUACAGUCAUAUCUUGAUAAUACGUUUGAUGAACAGAAAUUUGAAAAGGUUUUGAAGCUUAUGGAGUCUUCAUGUUGUUUAAGUAAUCUAGCAACAGGUUAUUGUUUGCUGAGGGAAGCUAGUGAUACAUUGAGCAGUGAGUUAGCUCCUUCUGCAGCUACUAUGUGCCUUUGUCCGCUGUGGUUGAAGGGCAUAAUCAUGGCCUUCUCUUUUAUAAAUGUUUACUCAGCAUGCCUUCAGAUGUGCCAGAAGAAGAUUACGGCUGAUGCACUAAAAGGACCACUUGAGCAACUGCAUAAAGUUGGCUUUCAACGUAGCACUGUUAACUUAGAGCUUCUCUCUCAACUUUGUCCUCAGAUAGUGCGGAUUGUUUACACAGAGGAAACAAAAUUACAUGAUGUCAACUCCCUUGUUAUAAUCAAAGAAUCAGCAGAGAAAUGCAAUCAACAUGAAGAUGACCCAAUAAUGGCUGUUAAGCGGCCACAUAGGUCUCAGGUAAUGAAGUCAGUGAAGAAAAGGGAUUCUUCCUUCAAAGCUGUCCUGUCAGAGGCAAUAAGGUCAUUAAUGUUAAAAAAUGGAACAGGGGUUUUAGAGUCUUUUUCUUUAGAAAAUCUUCUUGUUUCUCUCAAGACUGUUGAUGCUCCUAUGGCCAAAGCUGACAUGAAACAAGAGAGGAAAAGAUAUUCUGCUACUUCAAGCUCCCAACCACCUGUACAGUGUCAUGAUACAAAGACAUUGAAUGUUGACGAAAUGGUGGAGCAUCUGCGAAAUGGCAUAGGAUCUCAAGGACAGGUCGUACAUAUUGAAAAGAUCAAUGCUCGCAAUGCUAAGUAUGUGGAGAUUCCUUGCCAUCUUUCUGCAAAAAUGAAAUGUGCACUUAAUCGUGCAGGAAUUACUAGAUUGUACAGUCACCAGGCUGAAUCAAUUCAAGCCUCUCUUGCUGAGAAAAAUGUAAUUGUGGCAACCAUGACAUCCAGUGGAAAAUCACUUUGUUACAAUAUUCCGGUUUUAGAAGUACUAUCACAUGAUCCAUUAGCUUGUGCUCUCUAUCUGUUCCCCACAAAGGCGUUGGCUCAAGAUCAGUACCGUGCUUUGUUGACUCUCAGCCACGGGCUUGAUGAUAGCUUAAAUGUUGGGAUAUAUGAUGGAGACACUUCUCAGGAAGAUCGACUAUGGUUACGUGAUAAUGCACGUCUGCUUAUUACGAAUCCAGACAUGCUACACAUCUCAAUCUUGCCAUUUCAUGGACAAUUUAGACGAAUAUUGGCCAAUGUCAAGUUUAUUGUCAUUGAUGAAGCUCAUACUUACAAGGGAACCUUUGGUUGUCAUGCUUCUCUAAUAUUUAGAAGGCUUCGACGAAUCUGUUCUCAUGUUUACAGCAGUGAGCCUUCAUUUAUAUUCAGCACUGCAACUUCUUCAAACCCCCAGGAGCAUGCUAUGGAGCUGGCAAAUCUAUCGACAGUUGGAUUAAUAAACCAUGAUGGCAGCCCUUCUGGUUUGAAGCAUUUUAUGCUCUGGAAUCCUCCUUUGUGCCUGAAAAAUGUUUGGAAGAGAGUAAAGACGAGCAAUAAGUCAAAAAAGAAUGUUACUAAAAGUGUGGUUCCAGGUCGAUCAAGCCCUAUUUUAGAGGUUUCAAGCCUCUUUGCUGAAAUAGUUCAGCAUGGGUUAAGGUGCAUCGCAUUCUGCAAAACACGCAAACUUUGUGAACUCGUUCUCAGCUACACGCGUGAAAUUCUUCAUGAAUCAGCACCUCAUCUGAUGAACAAAGUAUAUUCUUACCGUGGAGGUUAUAUUGCUGAGGACAGGAGAAGAAUCGAGAGUGAUUUUUUCAAUGGCAACAUAUGCGGUAUUGCGGCAACAAAUGCCCUUGAAUUAGGGAUCGAUGUAGGUGACAUUGAUGUCACACUGCAUCUCGGGUUCCCUGGUAGCAUUGCAAGUUUGUGGCAACAAGCUGGGAGAUCUGGAAGAAGAGAAAAGCCCUCGCUUGCUAUUUAUGUUGCAUUUGAAGGGCCUUUAGAUCAGUACUUUAUGAAAUUUCCUCAUAAACUUUUUAGGGGCUCAAUUGAGUGUUGCCAUGUUGAUCCAACUAAUGACCAGGUGCUUCAGCAGCACUUGUCAUGCGCAGCUCUUGAGCACCCAUUAAGUUUGCUUCACGAUGAAAAGUAUUUUGGGCCUGGCUUAGAAGGUGCUAUUACAAUACUUAAAAACAAAGGUUGCUUGAGCACUGACAUCUCUCGUGAUUGUGCUUCCAGAAUAUGGACCUACAUUGGGCAUGAGAAAUCUCCAGCAGGUGUUGUCAAUGUUAGAGCGAUUGAAACUGAGCGGUAUAAAGUAAUUGAAAUGACAAAGAAUGAAGUCCUUGAAGAAAUUGAGGAAAGCAAAGCUUUCUUUCAGGUUUAUGAAGGUGCAGUUUAUAUGAAUCAAGCCAAAACAUAUCUUGUAAAGAACUUAGAUUUGUCAAGUAAAAUUGCUUGGUGCCAGCAAGCUGAUCUGAACUAUUAUACAAAAACUCGUGAUUACACAGAUAUCCAUGUAAUCGGCGGCAAUAUUGCUUAUCCAGCAAGAAUUGCUGGCAAACAAUGUUCAAGAACAAGUGCCCAAGCAAAUACCUGCAAAGUAACAACCACAUGGUUUGGCUUCCGCCGUAUAUGGAAGAAAACCAGCCAGGUUUUCGACAGUGUUGAACUUUCCCUACCUGAUUACUCUUACGAAUCACAGGCUGUUUGGAUUCGGGUCCCACAAUCAGUAAAGACAGCUGUUGAGAAUUUACAGUAUUCCUUUCGUGGGGGCUUACAUGCUGCUGGACAUGCUCUUCUUAAUGUCGUUCCUCUAUUUGUUAUAUGCAACCAAUCUGACUUAGCUUCAGAGUGUGCAAAUCCUCAUGAUGACCGAUAUGUUCCUGAGAGAGUUCUACUUUAUGAUCCUCAUCCCGGAGGCACGGGAAUUUCAUUAAAGCUUCAACCUCGAUUCGUGGAGCUUUUAACAGCUGCUUUCGAUUUGCUUUCUUCUUGUUACUGCUCAGGAGAUACCGGUUGCCCAAAUUGCGUACAAAAUCUUGCCUGUAAUGAAUACAAUGAAGUUUUACACAAGGAUGCUGCCGUAAUGAUUAUUAAGGGUAUUCUAGACGCAGAGGAAUCCCAAUUGAACAAAAAUGCCGAGUAGCCUACCGCUUGAACCGGCGUUUUCAGAUGGUACCCGAAGGGUGUAAUGUGAGUGAAGCUAUUGUCUGCAUUAGUCAAGAAAAGGUCAGUGAAAACUUGGAAGAAUUCAUAGAAAUAAUUAGUCUGAAUGAUUGAAGAAAAUUUAGGAGAAACAUUAUGCUAUUGUAGAUGAUGCAUGGAGUACCGAUAUUUAGAAUAACAUUUCGAGAGUAUUUUAAAAAACAAGUAAUAACUAUAGAAGUUGAAUUAUGGUAGCCUCUAAGCUAUUGAAUGUGCUGAAUCAAAUUAGCAGUAACGCAAACAAGAUAGCCCGUUUAUUCGAGCCAAAUUGAAUCAAGUACUCCAUCCGUUCUAAUA